AUGGCCUGUUCGGCGGCGCUCGCGGAUACGCGGGCGUCUGGCGCCCACCGCGUGCGGGCGGCAGAGGGGCGUGACAUGCCCGUGGCCGAGGCGCCGGGGAGGGACUUUUUCUUCGAGCGGGGGCGGCGGCUCACGGGCAAGAGGCCCGCUGGUCGUGGCGCGGCGGCGACGCCGCCGGCCCCCGCAGCGCCCGCGGCGCCCGUGCCCGCUCCUGCGGCCGUAGUCGCCCGUCCCCCCGAUCGUGCGGAUACGGUCGGCGACACCGCCACCCCGCUGGCCCCCGGGGCCGCCCGGCGAUCUGCUGAGGCCGAUAUGGCGGCGGGCAUCGAGGUCGGCGACGAGACCGCGGUGCUGGCGCACGCCCUCUACAACAAGAGGCUCUUCCAGAAUGGGGCGGACACGUCCAUCGUAGUCCACUGCACACGGCUUGACAAAAUAGCCUUCACCGAGUCCCUGAGGCCGGCUGCGGCGGCGUCGUCGGCCGAUGGCCCCAACGACGUCCGCACGCUGCCAUUGAAGAGCGGUUCGCGCGGGCGGGACCGCGAGCGGCGAGAGGUGGUCGGCGGACGCGAGGAGGAGCCGUUCGGAGACUCUCCUAUUCCAGGCCCCCGCUCUGUGGUUUGA
Messenger RNA from Prorocentrum cordatum, 624 nucleotides. Lineage: Eukaryota; Dinophyceae; Prorocentrales; Prorocentraceae. The record is from the annotation of a GenBank genome assembly.